AUGGCGCCCACCCAACCGCCGCUCUCAGCCAUCCUCCCCCCUCUGAUCUGCGGGACCGGAACCUUCAACUCCCAAUACAACGCAGACGCCUUCGCGGUGCCCGCAAACCAGAUCGUCCAGCGCUCCUUCGAGCUCGGCGUCCGCGCCUUCGACACCUCGCCCUACUACGGCCCCUCGGAAGCCAUCUUGGGAGCCGCCCUCAACACCCCCCACGUCCUUAGCCACUACCCGCGCUCCUCCUACUACAUCGUCACAAAAGUCGGCCGAAUCGCAGCCUCCGAGUUCGACUACUCGCCAGAAUGGAUACGGCGCUCCAUCAAGCGCUCCCUCCAGCGCCUGCACACUUCAUACCUCGACGUGGUGUACUGCCAUGAUGUGGAGUUUGUGACGCCCGCGGAGGUGCUGGUCGCAGUGCAAGAACUCCGACGGAUCCGCGAUGUCGAAGGGACGAUAAAAUAUAUAGGCAUAUCAGGGUACCCCGUCCCGCUACUCUGCGAACUUGCGGAACUGGUGUUGAGGGAGACGGGGGAGCCGUUGGAUGCUGUGAUGAGCUAUGCGAACCUCACGCUGCAGAACUCAACGCUUGCGAGUCAAGGCGUGGAGAGGUUAAAGCGCGCUGGCGUGAGCGUGGUCCCGAGUGCGAGUCCGCUGGGCAUGGGCUUGCUGAGGAAUAAGGGCGUGCCGGUUGGGGGGAUGGGGGAUUUCCAUCCUGCGCCGAGGGAAUUGAGGUGUAAGGUGCUUGAAGCUGCGAGAUUCGUAGGGCAGAGGGGCGAGAAGUUGGAGGCUGUUGCGCUGAGCUGGGCGUUGGACCGCUGGGUAACUGAGGGCGCUGCUUUGGGGACUGAUGCCGGGCUGGGGGUUUCUGUUAUGGGGCCUAGCGAUGUGAGGGAAUUGGAGGAGAUCGUGAGAGAAUGGAAUGGUGUAUUGGAUGGGCUUGAUAUCGCGGGGAGAGAGGUUGGCGAUGAUCAGCGGCGUAGGAGCUUGGAAAGGCGGAAAAUUAUCGCGGUGUUGGCGACCGGCAUUUGGGAUAUUCUAGGGGAGUGGAGGGGUUAUACUUGGGCAAGCCCAGACAAAGAUUAUGUCAACGUGAGGGUGAAGGAGAUCAUUGAUCUAGGCAUCCCCGUGCCCGAAGUCAAGGGCCACGUACGGGCGGACAGCAGGUUAUGA
Venustampulla echinocandica is the source of this 1167-nucleotide messenger RNA. RefSeq lists its product as uncharacterized. Gene Ontology annotation, cellular component: cytosol. The record is from RefSeq and is a predicted model, not a curated record. Bases 1 to 1167 code for a protein of 388 amino acids. The transcript has a single exon. Lineage: Eukaryota; Fungi; Ascomycota; Leotiomycetes; Helotiales; Pleuroascaceae. Gene Ontology annotation, molecular function: D-arabinose 1-dehydrogenase [NAD(P)+] activity. Gene Ontology annotation, biological process: dehydro-D-arabinono-1,4-lactone biosynthetic process.